UUUUAGAUUUAGAGGAACAUCUUCUCAUUGUGACUGAAGUUUUCUUCCAAUGUUCCAUUUUGUUGUCGUUCUUCCACUCAGAGCUUUUCUUUCUCCUCCAGGUUUGACCAAAGCAGUCGGAAUACUGCCAGAUGAUCCUCUGACUGCAACUGUGGGAGACACAGUGACAUUCAGCACAACACUGAAUCCAUCACAGACACAGAUUACAUACAUCAACUGGAUCAAGGAUUCUGAUUUUGUAGUAAUAUAUGGUGGUGGAGGAACCAUUCCAGGUCCAGGUUAUGAAGGCAGAAUCACCCUCUUUCCAAACAGUGCAGCUCUGGAGCUCAGGAGUGUGACUUUGAAGGACAGUGGGGUUUAUUAUAUUGACAUAGAUAACAAUGGAACACGGCAUGUAGACAGUAGAACAUUGGAUGUUUACGUCAGAGUGUCUGAUGUCGUGGCUGUUUCAAACGCCACACAGCUGGUGGAGUUCAGCAGCUCCGUCAGUCUGACCUGCACCUCCUCUGGCUCCGCCCUCUCUUUCCUCUGGCUGAACGUCACCUCAGAGGUCACAGACAGUGACAGAGUUCAGAUCACUGAUGGAGGGUCCACUCUCAUCAUCACCACUGUGACCCGCUACGACCACAGACCGUUCACGUGUCACGUGUCCAAUCCCGUCAGUAACGGCUCCAGCAAUCAACUAAAGUUGUCCAUCAGCUGUGAGUUACUAACGUGCACGCUCACACUCCACAUGUGA
Thalassophryne amazonica is the source of this 739-nucleotide messenger RNA. Its product is annotated as carcinoembryonic antigen-related cell adhesion molecule 6-like. The coding region runs from base 50 to 739 and encodes 229 amino acids. Lineage: Eukaryota; Metazoa; Chordata; Actinopteri; Batrachoidiformes; Batrachoididae. The transcript has 2 exons. The record is from RefSeq and is a predicted model, not a curated record.